AUGGUUCAACACGAUGGACUUCCCUGGGAGCGCCCCGAGGUCUUCUAUUGCAUCCAAAAGAUCAUACCCAGUCUCCCGCAUUUACGCAGAGCCCUCAUUGCAUUCUUUACUGGUGCUUUGGAGACCUGGCAGCGGUUCACAAGUGAAUUUGCUGCAGGGUCACCAAUCGCUUUGCUGACCCCCGAGCAGCAUGAACACGCCGCAAUAUGGGUGACCAAUGAUCACAAUGAGUCAAACCUAGGGAACCUUCGUGUUCGGAUGUGUCGUGCAGCGAACAAAUCCGAACUUACCUACAACACCGAGAAGAUGUUUGCCACAAACAACACCUCGAUCUUCGUACGCAAGCAUCUGUCAGGUUCUCCUGGAGACCUGACUUAUCUUAGCGGCUAG
Fomitopsis serialis is the source of this 390-nucleotide messenger RNA. RefSeq lists its product as uncharacterized. The record is from RefSeq and is a predicted model, not a curated record. The coding region runs from base 1 to 390 and encodes 129 amino acids. The transcript has a single exon. NCBI's taxonomy places the organism in Eukaryota, Fungi, Basidiomycota, Agaricomycetes, Polyporales, Fomitopsidaceae.